GCGAGAGUGUCAGGACUCAGUACUCAGGAAGGAUCGUUGAUCCAAUUCUGGAGGCGCCGAAGAUAGAUUAGAUUGACCAUUGUGGCGUAAUGUUAGACGAGAACGCGGAGCUCAACGAGCAUCCUGAACAUGGCGGCGAUGAAGAGGGUGGCGACCGUGACGACGCCGACGACGACGAUGAAGGCGGAAAGAAGGCAGGCGUCAUUGGAAACUGUCCCCUCAUCAUCUCCGUGUCUCUCGCCCACCUCGUCAGCCCCGCCACCACGCACACCAGCCCCACAGUUCAACCGGGAACAUAUGAGCUCAAACAUGCCUCCGGGCUCGCAUUGAACUCCCAAGAUGCGCCCGUCUACAACAGGCAGUGCGACGACGCGUUGGUUCUCGAAACUUUCCCGCCUCGGCUCGGAAAGUGGGAAUUCGAUCGCGUCGGUGACGGAUACACAAUCAAGCAAAGAGAAACAGGCCUCUAUUGUACUCUUCCCCAGGCUGGACCAAAGCUUGACGCUCCGGGCUGUAAGGCGUCUGCGUACAUAUGGCAGCUGAAGCGCACCGGACCGAUAUCCGCCCCUGGAAAUAUUGCUCCUGGAGUAUAUGCCCUCAAGAACAAAGCGAGCAAGACAUACGUCGCAUUGGCCCCUGACGAGAAGACCAUCCAGUGUUGGCCGGAAGCCGAUCUGUGCACCCGCGGCACCAAGCUUUGGGAGAUUGUGCCUUGCGGUGGUGGAUACACGAUCAAAUUGGCUGGCACCGACAAAUACUGUACUCUCCGGGAAUCAAUCUCUUGGAGAUCCAAGGUCUCAGUCUCUAGUGUCCCUGCAGCUUGGAAGAUCGUCCCUGCUGAUGGUCAUUCAAACGAGGGGUGCUUUCAAAUUUUCUGGGCAGAUACGCAGAUGUUGUGGGAUCUUAGCGGGUAUGGCAGCUCCAAACCAGGCACCCCUGUCGAGAUUGUCCAGAACAAGGAUAGCCGAGAUUGCCGCUUUUUCUUCCUUGAGGCUUGAGUGUCUCGCGCUACGCAGCUCUUCAGGCUGACCCUGCCAUCGUGACAUUCGCAUGGCUGGCUCGUCUUGAGGAACUGCGCCGGCCCUGAAAUACUUGCUCUUAGUUACUUGCAAUGAUAUGUGCUCCCUCGGGUGAUCAAAUGUUUACCGAUUCAGUGUAAAUUAGUGUAGCAAUAUGGCCUUCAAUCUGGUGCUUACUAUUAUCAUACCUUC
Messenger RNA from Phanerochaete carnosa HHB-10118-sp, 1211 nucleotides. RefSeq lists its product as uncharacterized. The transcript is spliced from 7 exons. Lineage: Eukaryota; Fungi; Basidiomycota; Agaricomycetes; Polyporales; Phanerochaetaceae. The coding region runs from base 90 to 998 and encodes 302 amino acids. The record is from RefSeq and is a predicted model, not a curated record.